Messenger RNA from Candidula unifasciata, 207 nucleotides. Lineage: Eukaryota; Metazoa; Mollusca; Gastropoda; Stylommatophora; Geomitridae. The record is from the annotation of a GenBank genome assembly.
UUAUUGUAUACAUACUUUCCUGUUACUGCAGUUAUUGUAUACAUACUUUCCUGUUACCACAAUUAUUUUAUACAUCCUGUUAUACUGUUACUACAGUUAUUUUACGCGCUCUAUUCCUGUCACUACGGUUAUUUUAGGCAUUCUUUCUGUAACUACGGUUUUUUGAUACACCCCUUUCUGUUACCAAAGUUAUUUUACGCACUCUAA